GUCGCUUUAUCAGAAAAAUGGGCUACAAAGGUUGAUGAUAAGUAUAGGCUUCGAUUGGACGUUUCAUCUGAUGCCUUUAAGAUAAUCUUAAACGGUAUCUGUAGCGGAACAAUCGUUUUGUACAAUCCGGAUACGGAUCUUUUGAUGGAAUUGAUGUUGGUAUCUGACAUCCUACUUCUUCAUGGAUUUUUCGACAUUUUAAGAUCCAAAUUGGAUCAAAAGAAGGAUAAGAAUAAGGAAUGGCGUGAUGAAGAUAUUGUUUCCAUAUUAAAAACCUCUUAUCGAAUUCCGCUCCUUCAAGAUCUCUAUUCAUAUUGUCAAGAAAUCUUCGUAGAGAAGCCGUCGAUUUUAUUCGAUUCCCCAGCAUUUUCAUCGAUUGAUGAAGAAUUAUUGUUGUGUUUAUUAAGGCUGGACGUGAUUUACUUUCCAGAAAUCAAAAUUUUGAAUAAAUUGAUUGAGUGGGGCAUCGCGAACACCCCCGGUUUCGUUACUUCAACCGAUAAUACAUACGAUAUGUCUCUGAUCGGUGCAUUGAGAAGUACUAUAGAGAAUGGGUUACCGUUGAUUCGAUACAACAACAUACAGUAUAAGGACUAUAAGAAUUUGAUUCUCAAAUAUGAUCAAAUAUUCCCAAUGUCAAGACCCCAAUGUCAAAUUCCACGUCGUAUUAAUUCACCCGUUGAACCAAAGAUCGUUAGUAGUAGACUCGCCGGAUUAAUUGCGACAUGGAUCGACAGAAAGGAUUCCAAUGAAGAUCCAUACACCGUUUCAGACACUCCAUUCCUAUUUAGGCACGUGUUUCGCAUGAAUGAUCAAACAACCUUCUUUCAAGAUAAUCAUAAAUAUUACAACAAAUCUUCAAAAAGAAUCUUACCAACGGUCAAAUGUCAUCACGGACCUUCCAUAAUGAUCAUGAAAUUUAAAGGGUCUGAAAAAAUCAUUGGUGCAUACAAUCCUAUCAAUUGGAAGCAAGAUAUAGAAAAGAAAGUAUAUAUUCCUACAUCAGAAAGUUUUCUUUUUUCUUGUGAUGAUAAGUAUGGAACAAAUCAUCGAUUAAGCAGGGUUCGUGAUUUCGAACACGCAAUCUGUCUAGAGAAUGUGCGUCCCAGCGGAAACCUAUUAAAAUUCGGGGAAGAUUUUGUUUUUCACUAUUACUCGUCAGGAAGUAUCCACUGUGAUGUCAAGAACAAAUUUUACGAGCAACCAAUUAUAUUGAAGGAGGGAUAUUAUUUAAUUGAAAAAUGGGAUAUUUUUGCAAUUGGUAGAAAAGAUGAUGAACCAAUGAUGGUGAUGAACAAGGAAGUAAAUUAUGUUAAUUAUGAAAUUCCAUCCAAACCUAUCACAAAAAUGAUCGAAAGCGACUUCUUUGAGUUGAUCGCGACAUGGAUCAAGGGUAAAGAUCCCGUGAAUUCUCGGUACACAGAAUCUAAUAUGCCGUAUAAAUUUACUCCCAUAUUUCGCAUGAACGAUAAUUCGGAAUUCCAUUAUCAAAACUAUAAGUACUAUAAUAAAUCAUAUGCAGGGUUAUUUCCAACGACGAAAUGCCAUCACGGACCCUCUCUGAUGAUCAUGAAACUUCGAACCGGAAAGAUAAUUGGAG
This is a messenger RNA of Funneliformis caledonium, 1600 nucleotides long. The record is from the annotation of a GenBank genome assembly. NCBI's taxonomy places the organism in Eukaryota, Fungi, Glomeromycota, Glomeromycetes, Glomerales, Glomeraceae.